UUCUCUGACACCAUGUUCAGUACAUUCGUCCGACGAUUGCCAAGAUCUACAGCAGCCAUUGGACCUCUCACCAAAUGUUUACAAAGUGAAAGACAAAUGUCGUACAAAAUUCGACAAAUGCAACAUAAGGAUUUACCAGCUGUAAAUAAAAUUCUGGAGAGUGAAAAAUGGGUGAUGGAGAAGGCGUACACAGAAUGUGCCUUCAAAACGGACCCAACAGGAUUCUUUGUGGCCGAGAAAGAUGACGGAGAAAUUAUAGGUUCACAUGGAUAUCUCUCUCAUACCAAAGACGUAGCUACGAUGGGGUUAUGGAUGGUGAAGAAAGAAUACAGAAAUUCCAAUGUCGGAUUACAAUUAUACGGAAAAGUCCACCAGGCCGUUGGCAGCAGUAAUCUGGGAACAUUUGUGUGGCCAUAUUACCAAGAGAAGAUCAAAGAGGAGCACGGCGUCAAGCCAAACAAGGCUUAUAUGACGUGGUACAAUUACGGCCACAUAGAUCAACGGACAUGUGAGAACAAGGGCAAAGAGGAUUUCACUGUGGUUCCUAUAGGACAGUCCAAUCUGUCCGAUGUGUUAAAUUACGAUACAGAUAUUCACAAAGUAGCUAGAAAGGAUUACAUGAGGAAUUGGAUAGACCAUGAUAAGUCCAGGACCUAUGUAGCCAUGCGCGAUGGAAAGGUGUGUGGGUACGGUGUUUUGAGAUCCCAAGAUUCCUACAAUCAGAUCGCUCCUUUAUAUGCUGAUGAUAAAAAAGUUGCGAAAGGUUUAUUUCGUCAUCUGGCAAGUGAAGUUCCCUCAGGAGAGAAAGUCGGGUUUUCUAGUCCAUUUGAAAACUCGUCUGCUACAGAGUUCGCGGCUGUGAAUAAAAUGAUGAAACCAGGGAUUCCUCUAAUCAUGAUCUACAAGGAUGAUCCUGUCGACGUGGACAUUGACAAAGUGUACGCCGUAUCAUCUAAUUCAUUUGGUACAUGUUAGACAGAAUGAGAUGUAUUAGUGUUGUGUUUAUGUGUUACAUAUCCAAGACAAGAAGGAAAUACAAACUAGUAUAGUUGUUCUUUAGUGUGGAAGUCCGUUCAGGAAAUGUCUGGUCUAAACCGCCGCCAUUUAACCUUUACAUAAUCUUCUUGCUGAUAUAUUAAGCCUCAGGGAUGUAAAUAGGUUGUGAAAGUAUAUUAACAUUAUACAUCACCAUGUUAUUUAAUAUAAAUGUCUAUCAUAUCAUAGGUUGUUUUAUUUGUUGUAAAUGUAACAUAACAUGGAUUGUUUAUUUCUAUAUAAUAAAGAAGAUUUAUUUGUUGUA
Molecule: messenger RNA, 1300 nt
Organism: Ylistrum balloti
Lineage: Eukaryota; Metazoa; Mollusca; Bivalvia; Pectinida; Pectinidae
Product: holothin acyltransferase-like
Exons: 3
Coding region: 13-975 (320 amino acids)
Molecular function (GO): acyltransferase activity, transferring groups other than amino-acyl groups
Source: RefSeq, a predicted model, not a curated record